This is a messenger RNA of Numida meleagris (helmeted guineafowl), 5343 nucleotides long. RefSeq names its product histone-lysine N-methyltransferase SETDB2-like. The coding region runs from base 808 to 4581 and encodes 1257 amino acids. Lineage: Eukaryota; Metazoa; Chordata; Aves; Galliformes; Numididae. Gene Ontology annotation, biological process: heterochromatin organization; negative regulation of gene expression. Gene Ontology annotation, molecular function: histone H3K9 methyltransferase activity; DNA binding; zinc ion binding. The transcript is spliced from 27 exons. The record is from RefSeq and is a predicted model, not a curated record. Gene Ontology annotation, cellular component: nucleus.
GGCGCAUGCGUGUAGCCGUCGGUGGUUGGCGCCCCCCGGCGGGCUGUGGCGGGGCAGCGCCUGACUGAGCCAGCCCUGUCUGCAUAGCCCCCUGCUUUAGUCCUCUGUGUUCCUCAGCCCCCAGCGAAGCAGCGGCCGGGAGGAAGGAGGGCGAGCGGGCUCGCCCCCACGCGUGACCUUCGUCCCAUGUCGGCUCCGGCUGGGUGCGGGCGCUGGCGGGGCGCUCACGGCCUGGCCUGGAUGCCCCUGCCCAGCCGAACUCGGACGGCAGCGCCUGCACGCAGCUCCCCCGCCUGAGCAGGGAGGGCCCCGCGACAUGGAGGGGAACCGAAGUAAGCCGUAGGAGUAUGAGUGCGUGCUUUGAGCAGUCGCUAGGCAGAUCCUGUGAGAAACUUUACCGCAAGACUCGUGGGAUCUCGUGAGAAGCUUCGCUUUUUCUCCUUUCUCGGUCAACCGAAUGAAAUUUCUGUGCCCGAGUCACGGAGCACGUGGGAAUGUUGAACAGAUACAGCGUGCCACGGAUAAGUAAUUGGUUUACAACUGGGCGUAUUUUGUGCUAUGUCGUUAGUGGUCGUGGUCAGAAAUCUGAUAUCCUCCGUGCAGUUGAGAAAUGCUUUCCUUUGGUGCUUUAUUGAGCAUCUGUUCUGAAGUAGAUCCACUAAAUUUCUGACCAAAAAACAAACCAACCUUUAAUCUUUUUCCUGUAUUUAGUUUAAUCGCAGUACAGCUUCACUGACAGCAUUAAUUAAAAAAGGGGGAAAUGGGAGCUAACAGGAGGCAGAUAUUGUGUAGGCUCAUCUGAACACAAUGGAAAGUGUGGGUCAUCUCACAGCAGUGUCACAUUUUAACGAUGUGCUGCGUGACCGUCCUGAAGAGGAGAACCGUACCACUUCCAGGAAAGUGAUAGCUGAAGGUGAUCUGAAGGCGUUUUGGACACGACUGGAAAGUAGAAGAGUAGACAUCAUAUUUGAGCAGGUGCAAGAAGUACUGCUGCUGCUAAAGGAAAAGAUCAAGAAUGGAACUGCCACAAACCAAGAGUACUUGCAGGCUUGGGCACUGGUGAACGAAGCUGAUCUGGGUGAUCUUUUAACUUUGACAAAUGUAAAUGAUGUUCUUGAUGGAGAGAAUAUACAGGAAACCAAGCCUAAAUUGCAGGAUCUUGUUACAGAUGACAACACUGGAAACUCUGUAGAGGGUUCACGCAGCAAAAAGAAGACUGAAAAAUCGGAUUCAGAGAGUGAGGAAGCAUCAAGUGAAAUUCGUCAUGUACCUUUAAAUCCCCGGUAUCGGAAGCACAAGUGCUCUAGUGCAUGUCUCUCCAACAGAGCAGUAAGCUCCUACAAGGGUGAAAAUCCUCUUAAGAUACCAAUACUGUUUCACUUUCAAAGACGCCACGCGAAAGCAGACUGCCUUUCAAAAUCUCUGGAUGUGAGUUAUAAAGCUCCUUGUGGCAGAAGUCUGAGAAGUUUUCAAGAUGUUCAAAGUUAUUUGUUUGAGACAAAAUGUGAUUUCUUAUUUAUUGAUCACUUCUCUUUCAACACAUACGUCCUGUUGGGCAGGAACACUGUAAAUCCUGAACCCCUUGUGUUUGAUUUUGAUAUUAGCAAUGGAGCUGAAUCUGUGCCUAUUUCCUUCUGUAAUGAUAUUGACCGUGCGAGAUUACCUUAUUUUAAAUACCGGAGGACGUCAUGGCCUCGUGGAUAUUAUCUCAACAACUUAUCCAGCAUGUUUCUUGAUUCAUGUGACUGCACAGAUGGCUGCAUUGAUAGGUCAAAGUGUGCAUGUCUACAGCUAACUGCAAGAGGCUGCAGUAAAGUUUCCGUGUCUCCUAAUACUAAAACUGCUCGUGGAUACAGCUACAAAAGGCUGGAAGGGCCUGUUCCUAGUGGAAUUUAUGAGUGUAGUGUGUCAUGCAGAUGUGACAAGAUGAUGUGUCAAAACAGAGUUGUACAGCAUGGCAUUCAAGUUCGGUUGCAAGUGUUCAACACAGAGAAGAAGGGUUGGGGCGUCCGCUGCCUAGAUGAUAUCGACAAGGGGACGUUUGUUUGUACUUACUCAGGCAGAUUAAAGAGCAGAGCUGAAGUUCAAGAGUUGGGAGAUGCUGAGCAAAACUUGAAGGAGGAGAGUGCUGUGAAUGAUGAAGGGCAUAGCUUUUCUUCCAAAAAAAGAAAGCUUGAUGCUGGUUGUUCAGACUCUGAGAUUGAGCUAGUGCAGACUGGCAAAGAUGACAUUCUUGAGAAGCAGAAGUCUUCUUCUGAAGCAGUGGAUAAUGGAUCAACUCUAAUUCAUCCAAAGAAUUUGAAUACUGCAGCCGUGAGAAGGCUUGGAACUAGAAUAGCUGUUGUGGAUAAUCACCAGCUAAAAAUGGAGGUCAAUACACUGGUGCACAGUGCCAGCUCAGAUGAAGAUAAUUGUUCUCAGCCUCAUCAGUCAAGCAAGACAGAACUGACCAGUGGAACAAAGAAAGAAAGAUCCAUCCAGAAGCAGAAGGAAGAUCUGGUGGAAGCUGGACAGACAAAUCCUGCUGAAAUGGACAGUGCAGAAUGCAAAAGGAAGAAUCUGUCUCUGAGGGGUGUUGCUUGUGGCAGGUCAGGUGUGCUGAAUGAUAAAUACGUUGUGAAGCCAUCCACAAAGGCUCCACAAAAAGUGAACUGCAAAGAGGAAGAUCGCAGACAGUCAAAACAAGGCAUACUUUGUAUGGAAGCAGACAGUGACAGGACACUUCUGAAGAAUGCUAAUGAUGAAAAUAUCUAUAUACUAGAUGCCACAAAGGAAGGAAAUGUGGGUCGUUUUCUUAAUCACAGCUGCUGCCCAAAUCUCUUUGCACAGAGUGUGUUUGUAGAGACUCACAACAGAAGUUUCCCAUGGGUUGCUUUCUUCACAAACAGGCACGUGAAAGCUGGAACUGAACUCACGUGGGAUUAUGGUUAUGAAGCUGGAAGUAUGCCAGAGACAGAGAUUUCCUGUUGGUGUGGAGUUCAGAAGUGCAGGAAAAAGCGCGGGGAUGGGCCGAGAGCCGCUCCCUCGCCAAUCUCCAAUCCCCGCCCGCGCGCCGGACAGCAGCCAAUCGGCAGCGCGAAGCCCCACCCCGUCGCCCCCAACCCCACGGCGGGCUUCCGGGGGGCGCUAUUGAGCAUGCUUCGUGCUCCGGCGGCGCCCGCCUACUUCCGUGCGCCCCCUCCCCCACGCGGAAGCGCGCUGCGGUGCGGGCCGGGCCUUGAGGUGGAUGUGGACCGGUGCGAGCGCUCCACGGUAAGUGCCGCCUCUGCGGGUUGGUCUGCGCCCUUCUUCUGGUCCUGCUGCCUUGGUAGACAUGGCAGUGCAUGGACCGAUGAUGUUAGGGAGUGGCUGGGGGCCUCCAGCGCUGCGAGGCCGAGCGUCUUGGAAGCGGCUUUAUCAGCUUUCUUGCUAGUGGAGAUGGUGGGAGAGCCUCCAGCUCCUAGAGAUGACUUAGUCACCUUAGGUUCUGCGGCAGCGAAGGUGAAAGUCACCUGUCAAAAGCUGCAGAAGGAGUUUGCAACAAUAGAUAAUGGAAGUCCGUCCCUGUCCUACCUUGCUUACAAGAUGCAGAAGGGUAUUCUGGGGCGAAAAAGAAAUCAGAUAUGCGUGGAGGCCAGGCAUUUGGAGUAUCCCACCUCGUGGGAGUGGGAAAUUGAAGAUUUCUGCCGUGGACUUGCACAGAAACCACAGACAAAUCUUCCUGUUCUAGGUGCUUUCUGGAGAAUGGCGAAAAUGGUGAGAAGAACGUGUGCGUUUUGUUCGGAAGGGGAGGCUGGUUCUAUAAUGUACAUUGCCAAAGAGCAAAAUAUUGCAGCUCAUCAGGAUUGCUUGUUGUUUUCCUCUGGAUUUGUGGAAUCUGAAGAGUAUAAUCCAGAAAAUCUAGAUUUAAGGUUUGAUGUGGAAUCCGUAUUGAAUGAACUCAAGAGAGGAAAGCGUCUGGUGUGCAACUUCUGUCGCAAGAAAGGAGCCACUGUGGGGUGCGAGGAGAGAGCCUGUCGCAGGAGCUACCACUACUUCUGUGCCCUGUGUGAUGAUGCGGCGAUAGAGACGGAUGAAGUAAAUGGAGUCUACCGAGUGUUCUGCUCAAAACAUGACCCAGGCAACAGGACCAAUCGCUAUGGUGCAGCUAAUAAGAGGAAAAGACAUGUAUCGAAAUCUUCCACCGUCAUGGAACAAAUGGGAACAGAAGAGACAGCAGAAGAAAACAGAUUACGAAUACUAAGAAGGAAAAGCAGCAGACACAAAGUCCGAAUCGACUUUCUCAGGAAAUGCAAACAAGCUGGGCUUCUGGAUGACAUAUUUGAAGAAAUGUUGGACACACUCCAUUUGGCACAGGAGAAGCUGAUGGAUGACAACACUUCAGAGACAGAGUAUGAAGAGACGGUCAUAUCGCUGUUUGACUGUGGACUGUUUGAAAACAUACUGACCAAUAUUCAUUCGGGGACAGAGGAAAAGAUCCAGGAACUGCUGGAAAGCAGGAGAAGACUGGAUAACCAACUGGAGCUACUGCGGGAGUUAAAAGAAGUUUCCCUCCCCUCCCAAGAGAGUGGUGCCAGUACGUCCAGUACAGUGUCCGAGUAACCCCCAUGGCUGUUGGUGAUGGUGUCAAUACUCCACAUUUUCUAAUGACGGGAACCAUAUAGAGCACGGCUGGUCAGUGUGUAAGUGAUUUCCUUUCCCCCAAGCCAGGGCCACAAGCAAAGACUGCGUGUUUUUACUCAUUUUUAUACCUCACUGUUGCAAUAACUUGAAGUUGUUACUCUUUAAACUUUACUGUGGAUAAGCAUAUUACACAUCAACCCGUAGGCUUUUUAAAGCUGAACAAAACCCUCCACCAGGACUUCUUCCUUCAAAGGCGAGGGCCCAUUGGCUGCCACAGAAAGCUUUUUCAAGUCACUUUAAUUGCAGCAGUCUGUCCUGAUGGCGUGAAGUGGCUGCUACACAGUGUUGUUUUAAGGACCACAGUGCUGCUCUGGCUUUCCAAAGAAGAUGAAUCAGCAGGACAUGCGCUCAGAGAGCAGACUUCUGCAGUGUAAGCUGGAGGUUUUUUAAUAGUUUCUUGAUUGACUGCAUACAAUAUUAGGUCUGCUGUAGCAGCAGUGGUACAGUGGUGGUUGCAGGCAGAUGGAAGCGGUUGGGUACUACGCUCUGAUCAAUGUGUAGUAUAAAAUGGAUCAGACAAUGGGACUGUCUUCUUCCUUUCUUCGUUAAGGAAGGAUACAACUUGAUACAACUUCCCUGUGUUUUCUCUUAAGAGCUACUAUAUUAAGAUGGUUUGAAUACAGUAAAGCAUUGAUUAAUGACAAAAGAUUAAGUUAAUGAAAAUAAAGUGUUUUUAAGAAA